CAAAACUACACUCUGUUAACGAGUUAGUAUGUCUUCGCUAGAGUCGAGUAAUGUUCAGCACCAUAAUUGCACAAGUCCACCAGAGUUUUCAAAAUCACCAGAAAGUUCAUUGGAUUCGAGAAAUAAAUUGUUUGCUGAUAGUAAACUAAUGUGUUCUUCAAAUUUAAAUGAGACCUAUUGGAUGCAACUGGACAAGUCGUUAAUUACCCGACAAGAUAUAAAGUCGGUUGUUCCUGAUAUGAAGUCCCGAAAAGAUAUGCUUUCACUAAAUUACCGACCUGCUUCGCAAACAUUUAAAACAUACUCAACCCGAUGUUCUCGUAAAAGUUUGAAAACCCAUUGCAAUAAAAAACAUUCCACAUACAGACAAAGUGAAGAUACUAAGGAUUCUAGUAGUGGUCUGUCAUCAACCAUUGGUAUUUUGAAUAACAAAUCUGGUCACGUAACCCAGUUAGCCAAUCGUGUCGAGCACCUUUUAAUUCAGGAUUCUACUAACAUCUUGUCUCAGAACAAGGAAAUACAAUUAGUCUAUCAUAUUGAAAAACAGGACUCCUUGGAAAAUCAUUCAUUUUCUAGCACUAAAAAGAAUCCAAAUAGUCUCAUCCCAACUCCAGUUACAACCACAUUAUCAUCGCCCUGGUAUCGUCAUUGUAGACCAAAAGCCCCUCCUCCAAUUUUUCCUUUUUCCACAGAAAAUUCUGUGAAAUGCUGUGAAAGUGAAAGCCGCGAUUUUGAGCUUUGUGAAGGGAGUAACAAGAGUGGAAAUGGCCAUCUAGAAUUUGAAUGCGAAAACUCGCUUAAACCAGUCCCAUGUCUCCUUUCUUCAGUGUGUUCUUAUUCAGUACGCUGUCCAAGUAUACAAGUUCUAGAGGCAGAUCUUAGUCAAGAAAACAUAAACUGGGAUUUAGAUUACCCACUGCCAUCUUCCCUACCUCCUUUCAGUGAUGUCGCACCAACACUAAUGAGUCAUCCAUAUUCCCCCUCACCUCCUCUCAAUAACAAUACUGAUGAAGAAUCCAAUACGCUUUCCGGAGCGGUAGCAUAUUUAGAAGAAGUUAAUUUAAAACCUUUGGCUCCCAUAACAAAUAUCCUGCCAAAUGGUGGUUCUUUUAUUCGUCGUCAUCCUAAAUGGGCAGUUACUUGUAGUUCAGACAUCCUUAGGUCACAUACGACUGUUCGUUUCCCAGGUUCAAACUCAGUAAUCGAUUUUGAUUUGACUUCAUCUCCUUCUGUACCAUCCCCUCCUCCUUUGAUUGUGGAACGUUUGCCAUGUGAAUUGGAUAUUUCAAAAUCUCAAGAACAGCAUUCGAUUUGUUCACCUACUCUAAAUAAUCCUAAUCUAACACGUCCGAUAUUUUUAAAACGUGGAGCAUCUGAUGGUGCAGAACAAAACUCUGAAGAUAUAAUUGGCCUAGAUAUUAACAGGGAUUAUAAUCCACCAUCAACAAUGAAACGCAGUCACUAUUGGGAUCUUACCAACGAAGAAUAUUCACCCAAAAAAAGUCGUGUUCAGUUAUUAUUACCAAGUGAAUGUAGCGCAUUUCUCCCAGUAAAAUCAACUCGUCAAUUGGAUCAUAAACAUAUACACUGUAUUUCUCCACCUUAUUUACGAUAGAGACCCAAGUUAAAUCAGUACUUAAAGUACAAAUUGUAUACUAAAAACUUAGUCUUUCAUAUAUAUAUAUAUAUAUAUAUAUAUAUAUAUAUAUAUAUAUA
This is a messenger RNA of Schistosoma margrebowiei, 1716 nucleotides long. The record is from the annotation of a GenBank genome assembly. NCBI's taxonomy places the organism in Eukaryota, Metazoa, Platyhelminthes, Trematoda, Strigeidida, Schistosomatidae.